CUAGACUUCGACAACAGAGUAAUUCUGAAUGUCGGCGGUAUCAGGCACGAGGCCUACAAAGCGACCCUCAAAAAAAUCCCUGCCACAAGAUUGAGCCGACUAACUGAGGCCCUGGCGAACUACGACCCCGUCUUGAAUGAAUACUUCUUCGAUAGGCACCCUGGCGUGUUUGCUCAAAUUUUGAAUUAUUACCGAACUGGUAAACUUCAUUAUCCCACAGAUGUCUGCGGCCCUUUGUUUGAAGAAGAGUUAGAGUUCUGGGGUCUCGAUGCUAAUCAGGUCGAGCCAUGCUGCUGGAUGACGUAUACAACUCACAGGGACACACAAGAAACCUUACAAAUUCUA
Molecule: messenger RNA, 345 nt
Organism: Helobdella robusta
Lineage: Eukaryota; Metazoa; Annelida; Clitellata; Rhynchobdellida; Glossiphoniidae
Exons: 2
Biological process (GO): protein homooligomerization; potassium ion transmembrane transport
Cellular component (GO): neuronal cell body membrane; voltage-gated potassium channel complex; axon
Molecular function (GO): delayed rectifier potassium channel activity; protein binding
Source: RefSeq, a predicted model, not a curated record